Molecule: messenger RNA, 6212 nt
Organism: Osmerus eperlanus (European smelt)
Lineage: Eukaryota; Metazoa; Chordata; Actinopteri; Osmeriformes; Osmeridae
Product: potassium/sodium hyperpolarization-activated cyclic nucleotide-gated channel 3-like
Exons: 8
Coding region: 549-4154 (1201 amino acids)
Biological process (GO): potassium ion transmembrane transport; regulation of membrane depolarization; sodium ion transmembrane transport
Cellular component (GO): axon; membrane; HCN channel complex
Molecular function (GO): voltage-gated potassium channel activity
Source: RefSeq, a predicted model, not a curated record
UCAUCCUUUAAAAUAUCCAGACUGGAAAGGGCUGGGCGCAUGUGCCGUAUUUGCGCCUAUGGCAACCCCAUUAGCUCCAAUAAUAUUCACGUUAUUAGAGAGCACGAGGAUGGUGGAGGAUCAGUGAUGUCAGUGGUUUUUGAAUGCUGGUACGGACUGCGUGAAUGCGUGUUAUCGUUUGCAAUUGACAGGACUCAAAUAUUUGAGCAUGAGAUGCUUUGUCAUUGAGGAUCACACACUCUGGUACGUCCUACACACAGCAUGCUGCAUCCUGGUGUGAUCUCAUGUACACCUUGAUUUUCGGAUUUCACGCAUCUCAUGUCUAAUAUCGUCGGACUGAAGCGGCACGUUUUAAUGGAACAUCUCAAUGGUUGAAACCGGGAGCACGUUCCAAGUGUCAAAGACUCGACCUGUCCCUGCUGAUGCUCCGUCACUGCUUGUUGAAUUCUGAACCACUAAGUCUGUAAGAUUUAUGUUUAGUCAUUGCUCCAUUUUCCGUCCCUUUGUUCACGGAAUUCUUCUAAAUCACAUUUCUUUUUAUUUACAUAAUGGAGAUAUUCCAUUCUUCCAUGCGAAAACGUCUCUACAGCUUGCCGCAAAACAUUGGACAAAAAGCCUUUAUGACUGACGAAGGAGAUAGCGGUGACAAGGACACCAAAAAGAAAAGUAUUGGAUUGAGGCAUUUGCACUCACCGUCCCCCGCAAGCAGUUGCAAAAGCAUUGGUCACACCAAGAACGGAGACUUGGAAACUGAUGUUACCGUGAAGACCAACUUGAACGGGGACUGUCGCCUGUUUAGAGGCAGUCUUUCCUCCAUCACCGGCCGACAUACGGUGGGAUCGGAUCCAGCUGAGCAGCGGCGCCUUAUCCCCGAGGCAGAUGCUAGUGUCAACGAAGAGAGUUUCCUGGGAGAACAUGGCCCAGGGGGCGAACAAGGAGCACUGGGUAGCCGUGGUGGCGCGGCGUCUCUUUUUGACCAGUCGAGUUUUAUCAAGUUAGAAGGAACCGAUCAAAUUAUGCCUGACGACGACAGGUUGUAUCAAGCGGGCUUCAUGCACCGUCAGUUUGGGGCGAUGCUUCAACCGGGAGUCAACAAGUUCUCUUUGCGAAUGUUAGGGAGUGAGAGGGCCGUGGAGCACGAGCGAGAGCGCGUGAAAUCCGCAGGAUUCUGGAUAAUUCACCCAUACAGUGAUUUUAGGUUCUACUGGGAUCUGAUCAUGUUGCUGCUGAUGGUGGGGAACCUGAUCAUCAUCCCCGUGGGCAUCACCUUCUUCAAGGACGAGCACACGCCUCCUUGGAUCGUCUUCAACGUGGUCUCCGACACCUUCUUCCUCAUGGACCUGGUCCUCAACUUCCGCACGGGCAUCGUGAAGGAGGACAACACGGAGAUCAUCCUGGACCCGCAGAAGAUCAAGAUCAAGUAUCUAAAGAGCUGGUUCGUGGUGGACUUCAUCUCCUCCAUCCCCGUCGACUACAUCUUCCUCAUCGUGGAGACGCGCAUAGAUUCAGACUUCUACAAGACGGCCCGGGCGCUGAGGAUCGUCCGCUUCACCAAGAUCCUCAGCUUGCUCCGUCUGCUGCGCCUCUCCAGACUAAUCCGCUACAUCCACCAGUGGGAGGAGAUUUUUCAUAUGACCUAUGACCUGGCUAGCGCCAUGGUGCGCAUUGUCAACCUGAUUGCCAUGAUGCUGCUGCUGUGUCACUGGGAUGGUUGUCUGCAGUUCCUGGUACCCAUGCUGCAGGACUUUCCAUCAGACUGCUGGGUAACCAGGAACAAGAUGGUGAAUGACACCUGGGGACAGCAGUACUCCUACGCCCUCUUUAAGGCCAUGAGCCACAUGCUGUGUAUUGGGUAUGGCCUGUACCCUCCUAUUGGCAUGGCUGACGUGUGGCUGACGAUCCUCAGCAUGAUCGUUGGUGCCACCUGCUUCGCCAUGUUUGUAGGACAUGCCACAGCCCUGAUCCAAUCCCUGGACUCGUCUCGACGACAGUACCAGGAGAAAUACAAGCAGGUGGAACAGUACAUGUCUUUCCACAAGCUUCCAGCCGGCAUGAGGCAGAGGAUCCAUGACUACUAUGAACAUCGUUACCAGGGCAAGAUGUUUGACGAGGAGAGCAUCUUAGAUGAGCUGAACGAACCGCUCCAAGAGGAGAUCAUCAAUUUCAACUGUCGAAAGCUGGUGGCAUCCAUGCCUCUGUUUGCCAACGCCGACCCCAACUUUGUGACCUCCAUGUUGACCAAACUGCGUUUCGAGGUCUUCCAACCGGCGGAUUAUAUAAUCCGUGAAGGCACCAUCGGCCAGAAGAUGUACUUCAUUCAGCACGGGGUGGUGAGCGUGCUGACCAAGAGCAUCAAGGACACAAAGUUGUCAGAUGGGUCCUAUUUUGGGGAAAUUUGUUUGCUGACUCGAGGCAGAAGGACAGCGAGUGUGAGGGCUGACAACUACUGUCGUCUCUACUCGCUGUCUGUGGACAACUUCAACGAGGUGCUGGAGGAAUUCCCCAUGAUGAGACGAGCCUUCGAGACCGUCGCUCUUGAUCGUCUGGACCGAAUAGGGAAAAGGAACUCGGUCCUGCGACACAAAGUCCAACACCACCUGAGCGCAGGAACCCUCAACCUCCAAGAAAGCGAGAUCAUCCAGAGGAUCGUGCAGCACGACAGAGACAUGGCUCACAACGCACAGCUGAUCCAGACGGCAGCCGCUCAGAACCUAGCAGCUCUACCCAUGCCACCCUCACCCACCCCAGUCAUCUGGGCUCCCCUGGUCCAGGCACCCCUCCAGGCUGCUGCCACCACCACCCCUCUGGCUCUGGCUUUGAGCCACCAUGCUCAGCUCCCUCCCAUCCUCUUCCACCACCCCCUCUCCAUGUCUGGCUCCUUCAAGGACUCGUCGGGCCACAUGAGGAGAGUCCAUGUGGGGGCUCCUACGGCCAGCUGCUGUGGCUCGGGGCCUGGCUCCCCUGCUAGCUCCAGCAAGUUCCGCUCCGGGGUGGACACUCCUAUUCUGGCCUCCCUCAGGGUACAGCAUCUCUCCACAGCUUGCACCUCGCCUAUCUCCACCUUCCUACCGACCUCCAACAGCAGCAUGCACGCCCAGCUCCAGACCCAAAUCCAGGCCCAGCUUCAGAGCCACAUCCAGACCCAGACCCAUACCCAUACCCAGCUCAGUUCAGCCUCCUCCUUCCCCAUGAGACAGGCCUCCCUAAGGAGGUCACCCUCCAUUUGCACAGCUCAACUCCACCCUCAGCCCUUCUCCUGCGCCUCAUCCACCCCAGCCCAGCCGGCCAGGCAUCCCCUGCAGGGGUCAGCAGGGAGGCCGUCAGGGAGAUUCCCAGCCCCCUCUGCUUCCGGGAUAAGCCCACUGAUCUCCAGCUCAGUCAGCCCCAUACUAAGCCAGCUGCAGUCCUCUCACGCCAGCAGCACUCAGCAGAUGGAAUCCAGUCAUGAGAGAGCGGGCCGGACAUUCGCUGGUCUGAACAUCCCUCACUCUUCGUUCACCAGCGGCACUCAAUUCCCCGGCGGAUAUCUGCACGAGCAGCCAGUCACUGGAGCUGAGGUCCCGUCCUCCCUCAUGCAGCGAAGUCUGCCGAGCCUGCAGUCAGUCCUGCUCCCGCAGGUUCUCCCGGAGCAUUCCGCGCUAGCGUCUCUGGCUCAGUACGGCUCUAGAGACGCCUCGCCCUGUUACACACCCACAUCCCACAGUCCCAUCUUUCAGAGCCCUGUGCGAGCCCAGACUGGGUCUCACAGUGACCCCCCUAGUGCUGUCGGCUCGCAUCUCUCCCUCACCCCCCAGAGCCCCUGCCCUGGCAGGGUCAUCGAUCCCCCUAGAGAGAGAGCAGAGUCCUUGCUGGAGCUCUUCACCCAGGAAGUCAGGACUAUCUCCUCCUCGCACAACCUCCUGCCUCAGGGAGAGCCUCUGGGCAUGGGCUACUCCUCAGAGGGAUCAGGUGGGUUCUUUACGUCCCCGAUGGCCGUCAGUAGACCCUACAGUCCCAUCCCCGGGCACGUGGCGCCCCUGAGCCAGACGCUCUCAGGGACCGGACCUCACACUCAGUUCUCCGGAGCUCAACCCUCCCAGCCCAGUCACGGCGGCUCCCCUGCCAAGACGUCAGAGAUGGAGCACGGACUCUCCAAACUCCCUUCUAACUUGUGAGGCGAUGAAACGCCCUGCCUGUAAUGUCUGGGAAGUUGUUUUUCCUUUCACGGCAUUGUCUUUUUCACUCCUAGUAUUUUAUAUUAAAGGAGGAGAGUUUGUGAACUCAUCUAUAUUGGAGGUCUCUGACUUAGCUAUGUUUUCUACUAAGAGUGAAUGAAGGGAGGUAAAGGGUCAAAGGUGAGGGUUUUCUAUAGAACAUGGCUACUUUGAAUACAGUGGUGCACAGCAAAUAUUUAUUCGUGAAUACUGUACAUGUAAAACUGCAUCAGAAAAGUCAUACAAUAUACUGGACGUGUAUUGUACCACACUCUGUGAAUUGUGAUACUAAAAAAGGUUAUCUGAACCAUUUAGUUUUACCUUUUGCCCUUUUAGUUGAAAGAUUUUCAGCAGUUAUAUGCAGUUUGGAAUUAACCAAAAUCCUUUCCUUUUAUGAACUUUAUGACUAUAUUGUAUAUUGUGAAAAUGAGGUGAAUUCAGUGCCACCCCAAAAAGACUUCAUGACAUGGGGACCUCACUGCACUAUGGUUACCUCAAAGAGUACAGGAAUUAAAGUAUAUAAAAUACUUUGCAGAUGAGGGUAUGUCUUCCAUAAUCUAUUUUCAGCAAUACCUGGACAUUCUCACAAAUUACUUCUUCAGAGGUCAGGAAUGAAUGGUGGACAAAACUUUGGAAUAGUUUUAGAAAUUGAGUAUGUGGGUGAAAUGGUUAAAAAAAAAGAAAUUUUACUUUCAGUUGUGGACAUUUCUCGCUGUUCCUCCUGUUUCAGAUCUAUUUUCAGUCCGCCAGCCUUCAGCAUCCCAUUGAAUCAAGAACAAUGGCUAUUUUCUUUUAAGACCUUGGCCGAGAUGAUAGUGAAUGCCUGUGAGCAGUAGCUAGAGUGGUGUCAUUCUGUCUAUUCAACAGCUCUGCCAUUUUGGUUACAGUUGUGCCCUGAUUUCAACUGUCGGAUUAUAAGGUUAUGGAACCUGCAACUGAAGCCUGUGUGUGCCGUUUCCACUUCAUGCAAUAAGCUGUCUGAAUGUAUGGGGAUAGAGAGAUACUAGGAAUUGCUGGGGUAGUGGAUAAUUUAGGUGGUUUCCGGUAAAGAGGUCUACAGCCUCUGGAAACUGAAGUAUUGAUCCAGAUUAUUUUAAACUGAAAGCAAUGUUGAUGCACUGAGACUCAAAUCAGAAUUUUUAUUGCAACAAUCAAAGGGCUAAAAGUGGUUACCGGGACACAUGGUCGAUGAGAAACCCUUGAAUAUUAUAUUUCAGCGUAUUUUAUCCAUGUAUUUUUUUUUAAAUGAAAGAUUAUCUAAUGUUCUAUCUAUUGUUAAAUAUCUUUUGUUAAAAACUUGUAUUGAAAUACUGCUGCUUAUGAUGCUAUGCCGAAUCAAUAAUGAGUCAGUUACUAAAGACCCUUUUGAAAAAGUCUCUUGGUAACACUCAAUAUAUUUGUGUCCUGUUCUUUAAUAUAUAUAUAUAUAAUUUCAUUGUUGUUGAAUUGUACAAUUAUCUCAACCUAACUUGUCAAUGACUAAGAUUCGCUGGUCACAAUGUCAAUGUCGUUGACACAGAGUACUCUGUUGCCUAGUGACUGAGCCGAAGGGUUAGGUGUUCUGAAGCUCUGUCGUGUUCUGACUCCAACACUGUUGCUGUGGGAAUAGAGAUACCAUCAUUCACUGGUGUCAAUCCUACAUUACCAUUCCUCCCCGACCCCCGUCACAACACCCGCAAUGGAUCUUGGUCGCAGCUUGACUGCACUUUCAUGUGGAUGUUGACAUAAGGAUGCUAUGGGAUCAUAUUUAGUAUGUGUUUUUAUUUUCAUAUUGUUGCCUUUUUAAUCAACCUACAAAACAGUUCCAUUACUUAUGUUUGACAUUUUAUUUUUAUGUAUUGAAUUAAAUGCAAUAAAAUAAUUUAUGGUUUAAGGACUCUCUGAAAUUGUUGGUUUUCAUAUGGGCAGUGGGUAUUAUAACGUGAGAGAGAAUCUGAUGAAAUAGAAGUCACAGAGUUUAAGACGGAUUAUAAGUAAUUUGUAACUGCAUACUGUCAUCUAGUGUUGAUAUUAAAAAAA